Messenger RNA from Ananas comosus (pineapple), 2775 nucleotides. Its product is annotated as ATP synthase subunit delta, chloroplastic. Lineage: Eukaryota; Viridiplantae; Streptophyta; Magnoliopsida; Poales; Bromeliaceae. The coding region runs from base 1684 to 2448 and encodes 254 amino acids. Gene Ontology annotation, biological process: proton motive force-driven ATP synthesis; photosynthetic electron transport in photosystem II; photosynthetic electron transport in photosystem I. The record is from RefSeq and is a predicted model, not a curated record. The transcript is spliced from 2 exons. Gene Ontology annotation, molecular function: proton-transporting ATP synthase activity, rotational mechanism. Gene Ontology annotation, cellular component: chloroplast thylakoid membrane.
AGCCGGAACUGUUAGUUCGGCUGUGGAUUGGAAACUGGAUGGCGAACAUUCUGAUUGAAUUCGUAACAUCUAAAGGUAGCAACAACGUGGAGAUCAGAUGUUGGAGUAAGGCAUUUUGAUAUUCACAUGAAGGUAGUAUAAUGUUGCAACUUUUGAGUGAUUGCAAAAUUGCAUACUGAGUAAUCGUGCAGAAAACAGAAAUUUGUGUCAUCGGUUCUUAGUACACAAGCUUUAGAGUGACAUUGUGUUUUGUUUACAAUAAGAAUCAGAAUUGGAUAGCGAUGGAAGGAGAAUAACCAAUUAUGUUAGUGUGUAUGGUUCGCAGCAGAGUAAGAAUUGGAGUUAAAGAUUUUCAUUCCUCAGAAUGAGAUUGCACUCCUGUCUACUCUACUGGAUCCAGAAAAAGAAGAAUACACCUGACAUUCCACCUUGAAAUGGGAAUCCGAAGAAGUGCCGCAAAUCAGAGGAAGUUCGCUGACACUUCCUCUAAGAAUCGACCAUGUGCAUAGGCAUCCUAGUAUACAUCUGUUCCUUCCGUCGGACUUAUAGCAGGUAAUGUCACCAUUCCGCUUUUAGAUUGUUGUCUUGAACCAUCUCAGGAAAUUCAGCAUCAAGCUUAUCAGAUGAUGCCAAUUCGCUUCAGCAAAUUUUGCAAAACAUUCGAAAGACUUUGAACUUCAGAAAAGCAGCAGCUUCAGAAAGGUUGGAUUGGAUUUUGUUAUAAGUAGUACAAUCUAAUACUAUUCUCUAGUAGAUGAAUUCUUUUAUGUGCAGGGAUAUCCCAGAAGCUGAUGACUGGUGCUUCUUAUCUAGUCUGUGGAAUCUAAUUAAGUACUGUUCUUAACCAUAUAUUUCCAAUUUCCUAUUUAACGAGAUUAAGCGUAGAUCCAGAAUAUGUGAUGUCAGAUAAUCUUUAGUCAUUAUUCUAUUUUCUCGCAUGGAUCUGUUGCAUAAGUAGAGUUCCUCAUGUUGCUUCUGCGGGAGUUUCCUUGUUUCAGAACAAACAAGAUUAAAUCUAGAACAUUAUCUUGCAGAACUGAGAAAGCCCUGCUUUGGUUGGGAGCAGAAUCAGGUGUUUGGUCGACUCUUUUUUUCAUUGUUAAUCUUUCUAUUUAAAUUUUGGUCGAUUUCUUAAAUCUAGUUAGUAGACUAGCAGUAGUUACUAUGGUCCAAUCUAAGCUUAUCUUUCAUGGGUUUUUCUCCUUGUUGCUAUUUAUAAUUAUGUAAAAAAAUUAUGUUAGUAGCUAGAUCGCAUCGUACUUUGAAUUUUCUUACUAUCAAUAAUAUUUGUACCUCUCUAAAUUAGUGUAAAUUGUAUUUUUAUGUUUUUUUGAGUAAAACUAUUUUACUAGUCAAAUUGCUGUGACAAGUAAAAAUACUCACCCUUAGAAUUGAGUUUGUGUGGAGGAUCAUAUCAGGUUCCAAAAAGCAGCUUCGACCUCAUCCCUUGAUCGUCCACAUGUCAACUUAUCAUUCACUCAGACCAUCCGAGGCCACCAUUUCCUCUCCACUCCCCACAGAUAAACAAACACGCGCUUCUCCACCCUCCGAUCACCGGACCAUCACAUCUCAUCCGUCCAAUAACCCCACUAUACGACACUACCCUCCUCUCCCUCUCUUUCUCCCCCCUUAUCCCUUCCUUCGACACUCGUAGAGAGAGAGAGGGAAACGAAGUGCUCAGCAAUGGCCUCUCUCCGCCUCUCCCCGAUCACCAUCCGCUCGAAACCCUCGUCUCCUCCCAUGGCCUCCUCCUCCGCCUCCUCCGCCUCCCCCAUCUCCUCCUCCUCCUUCUCCCUCCGCCGCGUCCCCUCCCUGAAGCUCUCCUUCCCCGGCUCCGGCCCCCUCCGUCGCCGCGGCCGUGGCCGCGGGGCGGCUGGCGCCUCCAUGAUGGACACAGCGGCGUCGAGCUACGCCACGGCGCUCGCCGACGUUGCCAAGUCGAACGGAACCCUAGACGCCACCGUCGCCGACAUGGAGAAGGUCGACCGCGCCUUCUCCGACCCCACCGUCCAAUCCUUCUUCUCCAACCCCACCGUCCCCACCGAGAAGAAGCUGGAGGUCGUCGCCGAGAUCGCCAGGGCCUCGGAUCUCCAGCCCCACACCAUCAGUUUCCUCAACAUCCUCGUCGACAUGCGCCGCAUCGACAUCAUCAAGGAGAUCGUCAAGGAGUUCGAGGCGUGCUACAAUCGGAUUACGGGCACCGAGAUCGCCGUGGUGUCGUCGGUGGUAAAGUUGGAGUCGCAGGACCUGGCGCAGAUCGCCCAGGCGGUGCAGCGGCUCACCGGGGCGAAGAACGUCCGGAUCAAGACCAUGAUCGACCCCUCCCUCAUCGCCGGAUUCACCGUCCGCUACGGGAGCUCCGGCUCAAAGCUCAUUGACAUGAGCGUCAAGAAGCAGCUCGACGAGAUCGCGUCACAGCUCGACUUCUCCUCCAUCGGGCUCGUAUAAUUUCCCAAGAUGCAUAAGCAGCAGCAGCUGAGGAGCUUCACUCGGUAUGCCGUAGUUCGGCUUAUUUUGGCCAUUUAUGUAUCUCCUGGAAUGCUUCCACAUAGGUGCAAGCAUAAAAAGUACAACGAAAAUACCGAUGAAAAAUAGAUACAGCCAAAUGCAAUCUCUGCAUCUUUAACAUGCACGGAAUGGAGAAGAUGCAUUCGUAAACGCAACCUUCGUACCCUACUGAUUAGCUUUGUAUACACUUCUUUUUUCUCUUUUUUUCUUUUUUUACCUUAAUUGUUAUUGCAAACUAGUUGAAGCAUGAAAACUGAGUUAACAUCA